Molecule: messenger RNA, 4945 nt
Organism: Pimephales promelas (fathead minnow)
Lineage: Eukaryota; Metazoa; Chordata; Actinopteri; Cypriniformes; Leuciscidae
Gene: slc71a2a
Product: solute carrier family 71 member 2a
Biological process (GO): transmembrane transport
Cellular component (GO): membrane
Molecular function (GO): transmembrane transporter activity
Source: RefSeq, a predicted model, not a curated record
AUUUCACCCUCUCACCGCGCGGCGGCGCUGUUUUGCGCACUGCAGUCACGUUACACCAACACACGGCAAAGACAGUGAGACAGCAGCAUUUUAUCGGUACAGUCUGGUUUCUGCUGGAUGUAAAUAACUCAUAGAAAGACUAAACUCAUAUUUUGGACGGCUGAACUCGCUGUUAAAGCUGGAAGGAGGUGGAGGACCACCGAUAUGCACUCAGCAGGAUGGAUUCUAUGUUACUCACACGGGAUGUGAUGACAUAAUGAUGAAGAAGAUGAUGAUGGAGAAAGGGGAGAUAGACCAGAAUCACACCAGCCAAGUUGUGCUGGUCAAGAGGAUCAUAAUGAAGCAUGAUAGUCCGGUCCAGCAGGGCAUCGGGAAGCCGAGCGUGUAUCAUGCUGUUGUGGUCAUAUUUCUGGAGUUUUUCGCCUGGGGUCUCCUGACGACGCCAAUGCUCACUGUUUUACACGAAACAUUCCCCAAACACACCUUUUUAAUAAACGGCCUCAUUCAAGGAGUGAAGGGUCUGCUGUCGUUUAUGAGCGCGCCGCUGAUUGGUGCUCUAUCAGACGUGUGGGGCAGGAGAUCGUUUCUAUUGGUUACCGUGUUCUUCACGUGUGCGCCCAUCCCGCUCAUGAGACUCAGUCCAUGGUGGUAUUUUGCCAUGAUAUCGGUGUCCGGUGCUUUUUCCGUCACUUUCUCCGUAAUCUUCGCUUACAUCGCAGACGUUACGGAUGUGCACGAGAGGAGUACGGCGUAUGGACUUGUUUCUGCUACGUUUGCUGCGAGUCUGGUCACCAGCCCGGCCAUCGGUGCGUACCUCUCGGCCAGUUACGGUGAUAAUAUGGUGGUGCUGUUGGCGACCCUCAUUGCUCUGGCCGACAUCUGCUUCAUACUGCUGGCCGUCCCAGAGUCGCUGCCCGACAAGAUGAGGCUCAACACCUGGGGAGCGCCAAUCACCUGGGAACAGGCCGACCCGAUUGCUUCUUUGCGGAAAGUUGGACAGGACACAACCGUUCUUCUCAUUUGUAUAACAGUAUUUCUGUCCUAUCUGCCCGAGGCGGGUCAAUACUCCAGCUUUUUCCUCUACUUGCGUCAGGUCAUUAACUUCUCGCCCAAAACGAUCGCUGUGUUCAUCGGCGUUGUGGGAAUCCUCUCCAUUCUGGCGCAGACGCUUUUUCUUACUUUAUUAAUGAGGACCAUCGGGAAUAAGAACACAGUUCUUCUGGGUCUGGGUUUCCAGAUUCUCCAGCUGGCCUGGUACGGUUUAGGGUCCGAGCCGUGGAUGAUGUGGGCGUCCGGUGCGGUGGCAGCCAUGUCCAGCAUAACGUUCCCUGCAGUGAGCGCUUUAGUGUCACGGAGUGCAGAUCCAGAUAAACAGGGUCUGGUUCAGGGCAUGAUAACAGGAAUCCGGGGUCUCUGUAACGGACUGGGUCCUGCGCUGUAUGGCUUAGUUUUCUUCCUUUUUAACGUCGAGCUGAGUGGAAUCACCACCAUCGAACCCGAAUACGCCAUCCCUGAACAGGCCCCCAUAGAGAAGACAUUGAUCCCUGGUCCUCCGUUCCUCCUGGGCGCCUGCACGGUAGUGGUGGCGUUUAUAGUCGCUCUCUUCAUACCGGAUCAGCAGUCACCACCAGCGACUCCCUGCCAAACCAGCAAGAGCAACGCGAGUCUGGCCGGAGCCCACACCAACACGCCGCUGCCGGGGAGCGACGAGGACUUCGAACCGCUGCUGGAGGACAGCACUGUGUGACUGUAACUCUCAACCCAAAUCGUGUUUGGGAAAAAGAAAAAAGAAAAAACAUCGCAAACCCUCCACCUGUCCAGCGACUACCGUUUGGGAGCGAGCUGUAUUUAUCGAGUGUGUUUAAUCAGAUUUUUGUUGUUUUAAUGAAACGGUUAUUAGUUCUGAACUCAGAGGCUUUUUUAUUGACCAUUUUUACAGUGUUUAACAGUCAGUGUACAAAUGCAUCAACACUAAGGGCUCGAUCAGUGGGAUUGGAUGCGCUGUGGUGGAGUUUGGACGAUGGGUUUGUUGGAUUCUUCUGGAGUUUGAAUGCAAAGCUCUUUAUGUAUAUAGAUAUUUGGGCAACGUGCAGCAAAGGUUAUUGUUUAUGGAGCUUGUGGUGACUUGAAGCUUAUUGUUACUCUCGUAAGAUUGAAGAAAAUCUGGAUGAAUUUCAUGAAAACAGGGUCAUUGCGACUGACUAGUGGUGGGCGGUACGACCAAAAUCCUAUUUCAUGAUGACAAUAUAAAUCACUUCAUAGUCAUUUUUGUUAUUUUAUUUGAUUUUUGAUAUUGAAAAUAAGAACAAAGUAGCAAAUUACAAACAAUAGGACAAAUACAAUAUAAACUAAAAUAUUUUUUUCAGGUACAAACAGAUGUAAAAGAUAACAUACACAAUAGUCUUCACUAUAUGAAUUAAAUAGAAAUGUGUUAUUAUUAAAGCGACAAAAGUUAUUCAGUUGAUAGCAGUAAGAUAUUUUCUCUUUUGUUUGAUUAACAUUAAGAAUACAAAGAUUAGCAGGUUUAUUAGGCUGCUGUCUCUUUAAGACGAAACGCAUGGAUCCAUUAAACUGACACAUCCAACUUUGAGACAUUACUGGCUGUGUUUACAUGAAUACUCCACAGUUGUGUGUGUAUUCGACCAUUCGAGUGCAAUAAGACGUGAAAGAGAACUGAAUACAUGAUCAUAUGCUGAGAGACGCAUUGAGACCUUUUCAGAUUAUUGCGCUUUAUAUCAUGUUUUAACAUCAAGCACGUCCCGAAUUUGCGAUCGCCUUGAGAGAGGCAAGUGCGCACACUUAAACAGUAACAGUUAUUUUUCACAAAUUAUUGCUCCUAUAAACCCUUUUUGAUAUCAAGCAUGCCAUGCGUUUCAUAACUAAAGUGUCGCUAUAUAUUUACAUACAGUGAGUUACACAAUAUAGCAAAAUCUCUAAUGAUUACUAUCGCCACGAUAAAUUUUACCGCCCAAACCUAAUUGCAACCUGAAAGAAAAUAAACUUAUUUUUAGACUUUUCAUGAUAUUAUUUGCAUUACAAUUAAUCACAUUUCCCCCUUCUAAAAAUAGGCUUCAUUUGCAUACAUUUCUGCAUCUUCUUGACAGAUUUCAUGAGAUUCACCCUAAUAGAAGUUGAGAUGAAUACGCUGACUGUAUUUGAUGAAAGUUCUGCAGUGAUUGCGCAAACUUUCUUUAUAAAAGCCUUAAAGUCACACAUCCUGUGGCGUUUGACAAGGUUUUAAUAGAUUAGAGAUGCAUCCGGUUGCAAGUGCAUGAACUGUAUUUGUGGCGAUGUUAACCAAACCCAAGACACUAGAGCACCAGUGGUUUGGUGUAUGCUAACGUAAUUCUUUAGGCCAUUUAGUUAUAUCAUACGGACACGGCUUGAUUGUGAAGUUUUUCAUGAAUUGUGAGCGUGUGUGUGUGAGUAAAGGUUCUAUGCAGUAGUGUCGGUAAUGAUCAAAAAUGGCAUUCAAUUUUUAAAAAAAAUGUAAUGUUGAGUAAAGUGGGUGUUUAAAAUCACAAUAUUACAGUAUUGCUUAAAAUAUAACAUUGGUAUAAGUGAAAUUUUACCUCAAUUUGAACUUUCAAGAAAAGAACUGGCAUUGUGCAUUUGUUGAGCUAUUGCACUCAACAAUAUGCAUUUCCUUUUACUAAAAGGAUAAUUAUUAAUAAUUAGCCAACAUCUACGUACCAGCUACCUCGUUUUUGGAGGUUUCGAUGAUUUUGAGGAAUGAGAUUCGAUCUGAAUAUAUUUUUUAUCUGCAGUUUUUUUUGUACAGCCACAUUGCAUUUUCAAUAUGGGAUUUUGGAAUUUUUUCCAAGGUCGUUCUAUUAGAAUGAUAGAAGAAUCUCAUUAGUUUGUUCAUGAAUUCCAUAUUUUCUUAUACUGUGGAGAUGCUUUAUAUUUCCCAAAGGGCCUCAGUCUGUUUUGUGUGAAGAACACUGUGGAGCAUCGCAUAGUUUGAGGUCAUCAAUCAUUAGACUGACCUGCACUCAUUUCCUGUUCCACAUGCGCAUCAUUUCCUCCACUUCCAGCAUUCCAUUCAAAUACUGCAGUAUUCUACUUGGAACCCCUCUGGUGACCUGCGAAUCAGACAGAAACAGUGAACAGAAUGUGAAUUUUUGCUUCUCCGCCCUUGACCCUUUCCAUGUGUUUUGCAUCAUUUCGGCCAUAUUUAUCAUGCAGUGAAAACGAUGUGAAACUUUCUUUGUAGAGCUUGAAAUUGCGCUGGCAUGUGUUUUUAUUAAAAAAGGGUAAUUGCUGCUUUUUAAGUCACAAUUCUGACUUUUUUCCUCUAAAUUCUGCAUUUGUGGUGUUUUUUAUUCACUGUUUCGAGUUUCACAACUCUUAGAAAAAAGUCAGAAUUGUAAGUUAUACAGUCACAAUUGCGAGAUAUAAACUUGCAAUUCUGAGGAAAAGUCAGAAUUACAUUUUUUUAUUCUGUGGCGGGAAUGAGCUUCCACGAGUUCCCGCGCUUUUGAGUUGUGUUUGUAGCCUCGUGCAAGCACACACAGCUUGUUUUAAAAUGUAAUAUAACGACGAUCAUAUUCAUUAUUUUAGGAUUGUAAAGUAUUGUAUUGAAUAGUACAGAUCAACUUUUACCUGUUGCCAGACCCGCAAUAUUCUUCUUUUUUAAACAAACGUGCAGCUCCAAAUAAAGCCAGUCGAUUUUGGGCUCGUCAGGAAGCGCGUCACGUGUUCACUCGCGUGUUUUGCUUUCCCUUUUUGAACAUGUCAAGUAUUUGUGUAUCUUAACGGGAUACACACGGUGCCUGAAGUAACAUGUUCGUUUGUAGUAGGCCUAUCUUGAGUCUUACUGUAAAUACAGAGUAAACUGAGCAGCUGAUGAAAGAUGAAAUGUACAGGGACCCUUAUGUAUUUAUUGUCAUGUAUUGUGGGAAUAUUCAAAUAGGUGCAAAAGAAUAAAGAACACUAAGAGUCA